Molecule: messenger RNA, 2912 nt
Organism: Hippocampus zosterae (dwarf seahorse)
Lineage: Eukaryota; Metazoa; Chordata; Actinopteri; Syngnathiformes; Syngnathidae
Gene: mrpl9
Product: mitochondrial ribosomal protein L9
Exons: 10
Coding region: 397-1206 (269 amino acids)
Biological process (GO): translation
Cellular component (GO): ribosome; mitochondrion
Molecular function (GO): structural constituent of ribosome
Source: RefSeq, a predicted model, not a curated record
GUGCAAUACAUUUAAUUCAGGCUAUUUUCGGGACUACUCGUUCAGUUGGGAUUUUUCGAAAACACUAUCAUCGACUAUCUACUUGCUUUUUUACUUACGUCUGGCACGAAAAGCGUAUUAGCAUUUGAAAAGAUUAGGAAUUACCACAAAUGUAUAGUUAGCAUAAAUGUUGAUCUUUCUUUUUCAGUUUAAUGCAGUUUAUAAUCAGGCAAGAUUUCGGGCCUCUAUUAUUUCAAUAAGGUCCUCACUAUACGACCAGCGUACUUUCCACUCGCUUUUUUAAGCAAUAAACGUUUGAUGAUUUAACAGAUUACGAACAAGCGCUUUUUGAAAACACGCGUUUAGGAAGUAUUGUGACGAAACUGAUAAUUAUCGCUCUGUAUACGCUCGUUCGACAUGUUGAGCUCCGGCCACCGUGCCCUUCGAAAUCUGCUCGACCAAAUCACUACCCGGGGGUUUUCUGUGACUCCUGUCCAGAGCACUGUGGUGGUGGAGCGCUGGUGGCAGGUGCCCCUGUCCAAAUUGGGCAGCCCCCCGAGGUUGCACCCCCGCAGGCACCGCAUCUACAAGCUGGUGGAGGACACAAAACAUGCUCCCAGGCAAAAGAUGGAGCUCAUCCUCACACAGAAUGUCCCUAAGUUGGGUGGUCGAGGAGAAACUGUGUUUGUCAAAAAGUCAGUGGGGCGGAGCAAGCUGCUGGCCCAGGGGCUUGCCGUGUACCCGUCUCCAGAGAACAAGCAGAUGUUCGCGGAGGAGUUAAGGCUUUUGCGUGAGGGCACCAUUGAUGAAAGAGUCCAAACCCGAACAGGACAACUGACAGUGGAGUACCUGAAGCGCUGCAAGCUGAGAAUCAACAAAAUGCCCUCGGAAGACUUUAAACUGACUAGUGAGGUGGUGAGGAGGCGAUUUCUUCAGCAGCUGUUCGUGGUGGUGCCUCCUCAUGCCUUGAAGCUUCCAUUUGAGCCCAUUACAGAAUUGGGCGACUACUGGUGUGAUGUAACGGUGAACGGAAUGGACACGGUCCGAGUCCCCAUGUCCUUGGUCCCCUACGAGGACCUUUCGGCCAGUCAUCAGCGCCUCCUGAAGGCGCAGCGACGCCAGCAGGCCGCUGAGGACGUGAAGCACCAAGUGGAAGAGGAGGGCAUGACUGAGACAAGUCAGGUCCAUGCGACAGCGCCACCAAGUGACAACCACAAACAGGACUGAAAAGACACUAAAAGGACCUCUGUGGAUUCUUUGGACAUUAUUGUCAAAGAACACUUGCGUAUCGAGCCAUUGUCUCCUUAAAAUGGCGGUCACUAAGGUAAAUUUGAUUGUAUGUCAAGGUUAUUAUGGUUCACGAAAACUAACAAAGACCCCAAAACUUUGAGAAAAUGUUGGGGGGGGAAAUCAUUAACAAAUUCAGGUAAGAAAAUGCUUUUAAAAAAAUGGAAACUGAAAUGACAUGUUUGAUAAUUAUAGUUGAUUAUAUAUUCCAUUUUUUUUUCAUUUUGUACUUGACGAACAACUCGUAUAAAACAUGGAAGCUCAAUCAUUUUCCCCCAAAAUAGAAAGUGAAAAACAGCUACUCAAACAACUCAUUGAAACAAAAUAAUUUUUAAAAAAAGUUGAAAUAAAAACCAAGCUGUUACAACCCCGCUGUGUAUCAGUUGCUAUUGUCUUAACUGCGUGACGUAAACGAUUGGCGGUGAUAUUACAAGUGGAGUGUCUAAAGUCUUGCACUAAUUUUUCCAUAGUCCCCAUUCAAGUUCCAAUUUAAGGUUAGACUUUGGGUUUAUGGAAGAAAGCGUUUUGAUGUGAUUUCUACUUUCAAAUCUCAAUCAUUUGCAAGAGUGUCUUGUUUGCUUGUUUCUCUACACAUUUCCAUGCGACCAAGCCGAUUUCCUUUUUGUUUUAUUUUUCUUCCUCUCUCAUGACACAGUUGCAAUGACUUUGCACAACAUGUCCUCACAUCCUGAGUUGUGUCAAAGCUAACCGAUGCCGCAUUCACGUCGUUCGGAAUCAGAGCAGCGGAUGCUUUUUAGGCUCGUUUACAUGUUGUUGGUUAUUUUUGUUCAAAGAUGGACCACAUGCCUCACGGUGACGUUCCCAUUUCAUCCAUCGUGGUGACCAACUUCAUGUGGUGUUUGGUGAUGAUCGCAGGCAUCGGUUUGGGUGCCGCUCAUCUGAGCCAGUGCCCGGCCCAGGCCAAAAUCCCAGUCUACCUUGUGGUUCUGGGCGUGUCCAGCUUACUGGCUCUGUCGUUGACCUACUGCCGCUGCAUCUGGGAGGAGGGCAUGAUGCGCACGCUCAUCUCCGUCUGCAUGACCCUGCUACACCUCUUCACGUUCUGCUAGUUGGUCGCAGGCUCCACCUGGGUCUACGGCGCCUAUCCGCCCAGCUUCACGCCCUGGAAAGCCCGGUACUGCCACAGGACCACCUACAACUUCGCCUUCGUGAUCACCACACUGGUGUGGGCCGCCGCCACGGUCUCGCUGAGCUGCUGCGCUUGCUUCCUCAUGCUGACCUGCUGCAUGACGGUCACGGCGAGACACCGGCUGAUGCCCAGCCGCCCCACAUCCUACGGAACUGCUCAUCUUCUUGAAGAGGACGGGACAGCAGGUGCUGUCUGAUCCCAAACCAAGUGUGGAGGUUUUUAUUUAUUUUUUUUGGGGGGUGGGGCCGUUAAAAUUGUUUGUGGAGUGUGGGGGUAAAUUGUUGUACCGUUAGUUAUAAGCCCAUGUUAGUUUCAAACAAAGGUUUAGGUUUGUCAAUACGCAUCUCGGAUGCAUGGGGUAUGAUAUGAUUGAAGAACGGCACAUUUUUAAGGGGGGGGUCUAUAAAGUAUAGCUUUAUCUUUUGUCAUGUUUUUAAAGAUGUAAAGGCUCUCUAAAGCCCAAACUAUUUAAGGUUAUUAAAUCAAGAGAAAUGUG